UGAGUUGUGAGGAGACAGUGCGUGGAUGCAGCUACGGAUUUGGGCUCAAGUUCAGCGGAUACACAAUCGGUCUGAACCUUUCGGGCAUGGAUUGCGUAUGUUCAGACAACCCCAAGUUCACGAUCACCAUGAGAUCCUUGUUAUGCUUAUUUUUAUGGUUGUCUUGUCGAAAUGGAACAUUAGAACUUUCCCGCUCAUCCGAAAGAUCGACAGCUUCCAUCAAAACAAAUCGACACGGGUUGUUGUCCCCUUGAUCAUCAAAUGUACGUACACAGAGGUAAACACUGUAUGGUCACUACUAGGGGAACCGGGUAGGAUCCUAUCCCAACAUGGCAAGUUUCACAUCGAAAGUCCGAUGGCUAAUGAAUGGAAGGCGUGUCCUAAAUAGUACAGCACUGUUCUCGAAACAGUUCUGUCAUCAUACUAGUGGGGCAAUCACGGCUGAGAAGAAAGAGGCCUUGAUCAAAUGGGGAUCACAAAUCGAACUUAAAGGUUUAGCGGAUGUGCCUUUCAUUGAGGAUUUGUGUCCGGUAGAAUCGAUCCGGCAACAUGAUGAUCGCAUCACUCACAUGGUUUAUCCUAAAAUGAAUUUCCGCAAAUGGCGCCGAGAUUUUCGAGACGUUCGUAUGAAUGAGGAGGAUAAACCUUUAACUUCAACCCGAAUUCAUCGAUUUAUCACCCAAGGUAUGAGAUCCUUAUCGGAAGAAGACCUUCAUGGCGUUUCUUACUAUCGGGAAGACGGACUUCAAAAAGUCAGGCCCUACCUCCAUUGCUCAGAUGUCACGGUCAAACAGAACAAGAAAUGCUUCGAUCAACUGAUCCGAGUGUGUCAAACUAUGUAUUUGACGAGUCAAACUCAUUUGAACUUUUUAAUUGAGCAAGGCUAUAUUCAAGUUAACUUCCAAAGGGUGGAUCCGAGCUACAUUGUCCAACCCGGUGAUUGUAUCAAUUACUUGCAACACAUCCACGAACCUCCGGUUCUAGAUUGGGAUAUCGACGUUCUCUUUGAAGAUGAGGACGUCCUCGUCGUGAACAAACCCCCGUCCUAUUUGAUCGGAUGGAAAGGCUCCACCUAUUUCAACUCAUUGAUUGUCACGCUCAUGGCUCAAAGAGGCUAUCGAGAUCUCCGCACCGUCCAUCGGCUGGAUCGACUUACCAGUGGCGUUUGCAUUCUAGCCAAAGGAGGAUUGAGUGCACAAAAUAUCCACCUGCGGUUCCGAGCUAAAGGAAAGGACUCGUACAAGGAAUAUCUCGCAUUGGUGGACGGAGAGUUCCCUACGGGAGAGAUCGUUUGCGAUAGUCCAAUUCGAUCUCAUGUCUUAAAUUCUUUCAAUCAAAAGAAGACGUAUGAUAUCCCGAAAGAGAGCCAGACCAUAUUCCAACGACUCAGCUACCAAGGAGAGUUCAGUCUUGUGAAGUGCAUCCCAACCACUGGGCGGACUCAUCAAAUCCGGCAACAUCUAUUGGAAUUGGGUUGCCCCGUGGUAAACGACGAUUUGUACAAUCCCCGAGAUCGGCGCAAUCCGGCCAAUAUUAUUACACCCGAACUUACAGAGCAAGCCAUGAGGCGUAUUUUGGCUCAGCCCCGUCAGCCCGUGUAUGAGUGGCUGGCGCGAACAGGACCCAAAGCCUUUCCGGAUUGUGUCACGUGCUCAGUGGGCGAGGAUUACCUCCGAUCCCAACUCCGUCAAGCCACGUCCAACAUGUUCCAGUGUCUUCACGCUUGCCGAUACCGAAUUGGCGAUCUGGAUAUUGAGGCGCCUUGGCCCAAAUGGGCCGUGGAUUCGUCCAUUUUGGAGAGCAUCAAAGACCGUCGAGCUCGACCGGGGCUAUCACCGUAUGCUUUUAGCCAGAAUCCGUGAUCAACGGACGUGCAAUUGGUUCUCUUUAUUCUUAUUCGAUGUUACAAAUAGAGCUUGAUUAGUUCGUCACUGA
Molecule: messenger RNA, 1935 nt
Organism: Tigriopus californicus
Lineage: Eukaryota; Metazoa; Arthropoda; Copepoda; Harpacticoida; Harpacticidae
Product: pseudouridylate synthase RPUSD2-like
Exons: 5
Coding region: 330-1862 (510 amino acids)
Biological process (GO): pseudouridine synthesis
Molecular function (GO): pseudouridine synthase activity; RNA binding
Source: RefSeq, a predicted model, not a curated record